UAGUACAGUCUGACAUAUCUUUGUUAAACCAGCCCUGCAGAGGAUGUCCUUGUAACAGUCUUUUUUCUUUUUCUUCCUUUCGAACAUCCUUUCUGAGAGUGUGCACGGAAGCAGGGAGCAGCCCCCCUGAGAGAUGGAAUGAGAGAAAACGACAGUCUUUGAAACAUAGGCUACAGGACAUCUGUUCCAGAAAUAGCAAUCACUUCACCUUUACUGUGAUAGUGUGGAGGAUUGUGGGAGUGGAUAAUCUCCAUGUGAUUAAAAUCCGGUAAAGUGCUGGUUUGUCGGUGAGGAGGGAGACGGAGAUGGAGAGCGUGUCUGACAGCUUCACGAUCAUGGAUCCUCUUCUUCGCUGUAGCGUUUCAAACCGUGCAACACGCCGAUCAUGACAAAGUGGAAUAAAGGAAAUGAAGAGGUGAACCAUCAGCUGACCUAACCUAUUUCUGACUCAUCUGCUUGUCAGCCUUACACCUCUAGACCUGUAGGGGACAGACAGCCACUGAUAAUAAUCACCUGAUGCACCACUUUCAGGAACUCUGUCAGGAAAUGCCCAGAGCUGUCUCAAACAAGAGGUGUUAACAGCUGCAGCUCAACCUAAAGUCAGAGUACAAUUACUGGAGGAGCAUGGUGGAACGUGGAGUUCAGAGCAGUGAGUUGUUGCCUGGAAGUCAAACACCCAGGAACAAAUGAGUAGCAGUGGAUUUGGCAGCAGCUCCAGCUUGCUCCAGGGCCGACGUUUCUACUGCCGGGAAUGGGCCCUGGACAAGCUACGACGCUGCCUGGACAGCCGCUCUGUGCCAGGGCAACCAGCAGGGCUGCUGGUGAUGGGGGGCCCCGGCGCCGGUAAGACUGCUCUAUGCACUGAGGUGGUGUGGCCCAGCUCGAAGGCAGGUCUUGCAGUCGGGCUGGCACCACGCUGCCUGGCCUCCCACUUUUGCCAGAGGGAGGACCAGAGUAGUACGGUCCUGUGGAGGUUCGUCCUGGGCCUGGUGGAGCAGCUGAGGGCCUCACCUCUCCUUUCUUCUGGGUACGAAGAGAUCCUCAACAGCCCGUCUGUAUCCGCUUCUCUGGAGCCUCUCACCUGUCAAAGAGACCCUGAUGAUACCUUCAAGAGAGCAGUGUUGGGACCCCUGUUGGACCUUCCUCCUCCCGCCCAGACUCUGAUGCUGGUGGUGGACGCCCUUGAUGUAGGGUAUGGAGCAGGAGAAGGAAAUGGGAACAGCGGCUCCAUUGCACAGCUCCUGGCCGCCAAUCAACACCUGCUGCCCAGCUGGCUGCUGCUGGUCUGCUCUGUCCGCCGCCACAACAAGGCUGUGUCCAAGAUGUUCUCAGGUUUUCGUAGGCUCUGUCUGGAUGAUCUGCGCAAGCCCCCGCCAGUCCGUGAUGUCCAGCAGUACAUCCUCUGCCGUCUAGAUGAAGAUUCAACACUACGCCGUCAGCUCACUCCUGACACAGCUGACAUGUUAAAUCUGCUGCAUAUUAAGAGCGGCGGCUGCUUUCUCUUCCUUGAGCGUGUGCUGGAUGGAGUGGCAGGUGCACUUGUGGGACUCCGGGAGAUUCGAGACAUCCCUGGGACUCUCAACGGCCUCUACCUGUGGUUAUGCCAGAGACUGUUCCCCCGGGGGCUCUUUGUCUAUGUCAGGCCUCUCCUCAAUGUCCUCUUGGCUGCCCCAAGGCCCCUCACACCCCAGCAGCUGUUUACAGCAGCCUGGACACAUGACACCCUGCUCAGCAUCCAGGACUUCCAGAACAAGCUCAGAACCCUUGCACCUCUCUUGGUCAAUGGCCCUGGGGACACCAAACUACUUUUUCAUGCCAGCUUUGCUGAGUGGCUGACGGAUGUUAAGUAUUGCACACAGAAGUACCUCUGUAGCAGAACAGAAGGUCACAGCAUGCUUGCCAUGGCUUUGACUUUGCAGGGACCCCACCUGGACAUUGAGGACACUUGCCAGCUUGCGAGACAUUUAGUUUGCUCAGGUCACCAUAAAGAUAACCCCUCAUUAUUGGCCCUGUGGAUGCUGUGGGCAGGUGUGCCUGCUCUUACUCCUAUCGGCAGUAGUGCCCUCACCACAUCCAUUAGCCAUCCUCCUGUUCUGGUCAGUCAGGAAGUCCUUCAGCUGUUAACGAGGAGUGGGCUAGUCUCUGCAGCCUGUUUUUCAGAUGCAGACCUAAGGGUUGGAGUGCAUUGCACAGGGGAAGAGGCAACACAUUUACGAGAGGCGUUUGAAAGGGAGAUGUCUAUAAAGAAGCUGCUAGGCAGUGGAGUGUCUGUAAACCAGCCUAUUUCUACAGAUGGACAGACCUUGCUAGCCAAUGCGGCUCAUGAGGGUUCUGCAAACGUAGCUGAACUUCUCCUGAAACAUGGAUCUGAUCCACUGGUUAGUGAUCAACAGGGUCAAACGGCACUAACUUUGGCUUCCAGGCAGGGUCAUGUCAAAGUGUUGUCUGUGCUCCUUGAAUGGACCAAAAUCCAGGAGCCAGAAACUGCAGUGCGGAUGAUAGAGCAUCUCGACAACGAAGGCUGGACUGCACUGCGCUCUGCAGCUUGGGGAGGACACAGCGAGGCUGUCCGGCUUCUACUAGAUUCAGGAGCAGAUGUGGAUGGAUGUGACGCUGAGGGCAGGACUGCUCUCAGAGCCGCUGCCUGGGGGGGGCAUGAGGAAAUUGUCCUGACCCUGCUGCACUAUAGGGCACAGGUUGAUAAAGCUGACAGCAAGGGCCGCACGCCGCUUAUUGCUGCUGCCUAUAUGGGACACCAUGAAGCUGUUGAGAUAUUGCUGGACCACAAUGCAGAAGUUAACUUAGCUGAUGGAGAUGGGCGCACUGCUUUGUCAGUUGCUGCCCUCUGUGUCCCUACAGCAGCAGGGGUCAAAGGUUAUGGUGAGGUAGCAAGUCUGUUGCUGGAGCGUGGAGCAGAUCCAGGACACAGAGACCAUGAUGGAAUGACACCAUUGCUUCUUGCAGCCUAUGAGGGCCACGCCGAUGUAGUUGAGCUUCUGUUAGAAGCUGGUGCUGAUAUAGAUGAGACUGCUGGCCCUAAUGGCAAUGUCCCUGCUGCAGCUGCUGUUACUCCCCUACUGGCAGCUGCAGCAAUGGGCCACAUGAAGGCAGUGUCACGGCUGCUUUUCUGGGGAGCAGCUGUGGAUGCCAUUGAUUGUGAAGGCAGGACGGCACUCUGCCUUGCAGCAGCAAGAGGCAGCGUUGAGGUUGUCCGUGCCCUGCUGGACCGAGGCCUGGACGAGAACCACAAGGAUGACCUUGGCUGGACUCCACUGCACGCUGCUGCAUGUGAAGGCCAUCGGGGUGUGUGUGCUGCUUUGACAGAGCGAGGCAGCAUGGCACGUGUCGGAGAGAUGGAUAUUGAAGGACGCACCCCUCUUAUACUGGCUGCCCAGGAAGGUCACUGGAGCACUGUCAGGCUGUUGUUGGACAGACGUUCUCCCAUUGAUCACAGGGCGUACGAUGGACAUUCUGCCUUGAGUGCCGCACUCCUGGAGGGCCAUGCUGAAGUUUCAGAGCUUCUUAUGAGGCGAGGGGCUGAUACUGAUGUCCGUGAUGCAGAGGGAAGGCCUUUGCUCUACCUCCUAGUGUUGGAGAAUCGCCUUGAAAAGGCUACACUCCUCAUAGAGAAGGGGGGAGUGCCCCUGGAGUCCAGAGACUCUGAGGGCCGUACAGCGCUUCAUGUGGCUUGCUGGCAAGGGUGUGUGGAGAUGGUAGACCUACUGUUAAAGCAUGGGGCAAACCCCAAUGUACAGGAUACAGAGGGGAGACCACCAAUGCAUUCAGUGGCUUGGACAGGACAUGCUAAAGUAGGACGUUGUCUCCUUGAUAGCAGUGGUGUCAAUAUAGACCUCGCUUGUCACCAGAAGGCAACAGCUCUGAGUAUCGCUGCCCAGGAGGGACAUGCAAACAUUGUUGCAAUGCUUCUGGAAAGAGGUGCAAAUCCCAAUCACACGGAUAAAUAUGGCCGCAGUCCAGUCAAAGUGGCUGUGAAACAUGGGCACUUUAACAUUGUCAGGCUCUUGGAAAGCUAUGGAGCCAAGCCAUAUGUAGGCCUGUUGCCUAACUCAAGUACUGUCUCCCCUGCAAAACCCAACAAGAUCCUCUCUUCGGGCAUCUUGGUGAGUAAUGGAGGUAAAGUCACAGCUGCUGCUACCUCCUCCUCUUCAGUAUCUUCUCCCGGCUCCACUGCAGAACGAUUCCACUCUACGCAGAGCUCCCAAUCCUCAUCUACCUGCCACUCACUGGCCACGGUGCAGACAGUGCCAGCCGACAGCCUCCGCUUCAUUCAGCAGAUCCAACAGCACUCACUGCCCCGCAGUCGUAGUCGUCCCUCCACCCUCCCCCCACCAGGGAGCUCAGGCAUUGGCAGCCUCCAUGGAAGCAGCCAGAGACAUCCAAAGGGCAGCCCUCCUACCACUGUUUGCAAAAUCUCUGCCUUGAUGCACAACUGCGAACUGCCUCAGAAAGGCUUGUCGUCUGGACCUGAAUAUCAUGACAAAAUGAACAAACAAAACUCAAACCUAAUAACACCAGACAGGACUACUUAUGCUGGUGGUAAAUGGCACUCAGUCAUGGCUUCCCUUGGGAUAAUGCCAGGGCAAGACUGCCCUGCAGUAGGUGCUAAAAACAGAGAAAGUCCUCCUCUCGGCUACCCAUAUAGGCUACAGAGCCAACUUCAAGGGGAAGCUUGGGAUUCUCAACCCCAGAAGAACAUUUUGUCACCUGCUUACUACAGUUUUUCCCCAGACCCACCUUGUAGUGCCUUGCCACAGGAUGUUAUGGUUGCUAUGACAACCACAAACCCAGAGCUUAAUCUGAAACAGGCCAUCAAACUGCAGUUUGAGGGUCCCACCAGUUCAGCCUUAUACAAGAGAGAGACACCCCUGUGACUGCUGCUCCAAUAUGUGACUAAAGUUAGCUAUUGUUACACUUUCUUUACAAACCUUUUACUUUUACAGAUUACUGAUUACUGAAUUAUUUCAUCAACAGUACAUUUAAAUAAAGUAAUUUAUCAAGCCAAAUACUUUGUCUCAGCAUCUCCAAUGUGAAGAUCUGCUGCAUUUUUUUUGUUUUGUCAUUUUAAAUUGAUAUUGUAGUAUUUAGUAAUUUUGUUAUUUUGAAAAAUAACUGAUAGAUCAAUUGAUCUAAAAUAAUUCUAAAUUGCCGCCCCAGUUUGGGUAUUUACAGGCUAUUUUCUGGUACCAAAACACAAACAGUUGUCUGGUGGCUUAUUUUUUAAGCAUCCACAGACAUUUACAUUCAAAUGACAAAUUUGUUUUUGGUGGAGAUGGAUAUUUUUGCAGUUCAAAGAGAAGGCGUUUUUAUUGAGUUCACUGAGACAUUCUGGGUUCGGAAGAGAUAGGAAGUGGUCUUUUUCUCCACCCCCUUCAGAAAACCACAGGAAGAACAAACUGAAUGGCAUCAAAGCUUACAUUCCUGCCUUUCCGUUGCCUGUUGUGUGUGUUGAGCAGGGCUCUAACAGACAUGCUUAUAUAUUUAAAGUGUACUGUAAAGCAUGGCUGUUCAUUUUCAACCGGGACCAUUUUUAUCACUCCAUAUUUUGGAACACAACUGUCUAGUUGGGUUAUGAUUUAAAUUGUUAUUUUUGCAAGGAAAUAUCCUUUUUUUUAAGAAGUAUACAACCUUGUUUAAGAGCUUUAAGCUUGUGGCCUUGAUCUUUAUUGAAGAUUUUAAUAUUUUACUAUAAACUGGUGUACACCCCCCAUAGGUCCAGUGCUGACAACCAAAAACAGUUUCAAGAAAAGAAAGCUUAACAAAAGCCUAACCCAGUGCGGGGUUUAUUAUACAAAACCAUAAAAGACAGCCAAGUGUACUGAACCAAUUUGGCUUGCUAACAGUGCGUGUCUGUGAGCAAACAGGAAGGAAAGUGAAAAUUGGACCAUAAAAACUGAGGGUGGAUGUGGGAGGAUUGUUAGUUCCAAAGUUUGUGUGGCGGCCCAAAGACAUUUUGAGUUCUUUUAUCAUUUUCCAUCAGAUUAAUGUUUAAUUACAUUCAUUCAUUAAAGUGGCAAACGGUGCCAUAACAAUGUCUACCUCUUUGCGGUCUGCUUCAUUUGUGAAAGCCACACAAUUGUGUUCAUGUUUUAUUUCAUGCACUUUACUACUGUGUGUCACAGAAAGCUUCUGAUGUAGCAUCAUGCAGAGAUGAAAGUCUGUUAGUGGGCUGAUGGUCGCCACCUGGGAGUAUAAAACCAAGCAAUUUUGGAUAGGUUAGAACCUCGAGAAGGGAGGGGUCUGCAUGCAGGCCCAAGUGUUUUAUCAUCCAUUUUUGUGAUGGGUUGUAUCUGUGAAACAUUUCAGCUAUUCAGACUUUGGGAGCUACAUAUCUAUA
Etheostoma cragini (Arkansas darter) is the source of this 6355-nucleotide messenger RNA. RefSeq names its product ankyrin repeat domain 50-like (gene ankrd50l). NCBI's taxonomy places the organism in Eukaryota, Metazoa, Chordata, Actinopteri, Perciformes, Percidae. Gene Ontology annotation, molecular function: protein binding. The transcript is spliced from 4 exons. Bases 687 to 4892 code for a protein of 1401 amino acids. The record is from RefSeq and is a predicted model, not a curated record.